Molecule: messenger RNA, 261 nt
Organism: Cylicostephanus goldi
Lineage: Eukaryota; Metazoa; Nematoda; Chromadorea; Rhabditida; Strongylidae
Source: the annotation of a GenBank genome assembly
AUGUUCGCUGCGUCUACUCUCAUGUGCGUCUUCAAGUACAUGAACUUGACAGCCACCGGUACGCUGUUGUUGUUGUGCACAGAAGCAGCAAAGAUGUUCCAAAAUUCGGGAAAAGCGUCCAUAUCGCCAGAAAAGAAUGGUAUCUCGAUUGAGGGUAAGCUAUACGAACUGGAGAAGAUGAGGCACGUCGAUGCAAGGGGAAAGUUUGAAGUUGGAUUUGGCAGAAGAGUUUGGAAUCCAAAAGGGUGCAUGCUCGUUUGA